Molecule: messenger RNA, 285 nt
Organism: Dentiscutata erythropus
Lineage: Eukaryota; Fungi; Glomeromycota; Glomeromycetes; Diversisporales; Gigasporaceae
Source: the annotation of a GenBank genome assembly
AUGUCAUUAAACCGUCUUAAUGAAACAUAUGCGUGUGAUAUUUGCAAAAUUCUAAAGACUAAAUGUGCUCGUGCCGUCUCCACUACAUCAAAAACGAAAUGCACUCAGUGCAAAAAACGUAAUCUGGAAUGCACCUACUAUAAAGGUAAAGGGGAAAAACGAGGUCCAAAACCAAAAAACUCAAAGGAUAAUAAGCGUAAAGAAGAAGAAGAAAUAUUUCGUACUCGGAUCCUUCAACUCACAACCUUGUCCAUCAAAGAAUAUUGUGGGUCAUCAUUGCCAUAG